This is a messenger RNA of Cuscuta epithymum, 4456 nucleotides long. Lineage: Eukaryota; Viridiplantae; Streptophyta; Magnoliopsida; Solanales; Convolvulaceae. The record is from the annotation of a GenBank genome assembly.
UUAAAAGUCUCCACCCGUGGAAGACCCUCCUCUAGCCAGUAGCCAUUUCAUACUCCAAGAUUUCCCGCUCGGCCGCUCCGUGCAUGGCUUCAUCCUCCAUUUCUCUGCAAAAUUUCGACGACGACGAUGGGUUUGACUGGGAAGCUGCUGUGAGGGAGAUCGACGUGGCUUGUGAGGCCACAGCGGCUGCUGUCUCCGUCAACGAGACUUUGUCUUCUUCUUCCCAUGGCGUUUCGACAUCCGCCCCAAUCAAGAAAACGCUUACAAAACCCAAUGGUGGCGCUCCUGCUUCUGCCAGGCAGUCGACGCUGGAUAAAUUUCUGGAAUUUUCCCCUAAGGCUAAGAAUGCGGAGCCCAGUCCCCACUGUUCCAACCCUUUUGGAAUUCUAAAUGAGAAAGAUUUUGAUAAUGAGGGUGAUGAAAGGGUUUGCUUUGUUCCACUCGAUUUAGAGGCCGCCAAGACUUGGAUUUAUCCAGCAAACCUUCCCCGUCGGGAUUAUCAAUUCGAAAUUACGAGGACCGCACUAUUUUCCAAUACCUUGGUGGCACUACCUACUGGACUCGGAAAAACAUUCAUUGCUGCUGUUGUAAUGUACAAUUAUUUCAGGUGGUUUCCAGAAGGAAAAAUUGUUUUUGCAGCUCCGUCUAAGCCACUUGUUAUGCAACAAAUUGAAGCAUGCCAUAACAUUGUAGAUAUACCGCAGGAGUAUGCUAUUGAUCUUACAGGUCAAACCAGUCCCACUAGAAGAAAAAGCUUUUGGAAAGAAAAACGAGUUUUCUUUGUUACUCCGCAAGUGCUGGAGAGGGACAUCCUUUCUGGUAUAUGCAUGGUGAAACAUCUAGUUUGCUUGGUGAUUGAUGAGGCUCAUCGUGCUACUGGGAAUUACUCUUAUUGUGUAGUGGUUCGUGAGUUGAUGGCUGUUCCUGUACAACUCAGAAUUCUGGCUUUAAGUGCAACACCAGGAUCUAAACAGCAGGAUGUCCAGCAUAUUAUUGAUAAUUUACAAAUAAGUACACUAGAAUAUCGUGAUGAAAAUGACCGAGAUGUGCUCCCUCAUGUGCAUGACCGGAAGAUAGAACAUGUAAAGGUUGCCAUGGGACAAGAUGCUGAUGAAAUCAAUAAUCUGCUGUCAGAUGUAAUAAGGCCAUUUGCUGGACGGCUUUCUGCGUUUGGAUUACUUCAGAAUAGAGAUUUUCAGAGAUUCAACCCAUGUGACAUACUUGAUGCACGGGCCAGAUUUCGUAGAGAUCCACCAAAGGACAUUCCUCAAGUAAAGUAUGGAGAUGUGGAAGGAUACUUUGGAGUCCUUUUGACACUUUAUCAUGUUCGGAAGCUACUCUCGAGCCAUGGAAUAAGGCCUGCAUUUGAGAUGCUUGAUGAAAAGCUGCGACAGGGGCAGUUUGCUCGACUAGUGAGUAGAAACGAAGAUCUUUUGAAAGCAAAACUUCUAAUGCAGAAAACUGUAGAUCACGGAGCUUCUAAUCCAAAACUGUCAAAAAUGCUGGAAAUACUAAUUGAUCAUUUCAAAAUGAAUGAUCCCCAAAAUUCAAGGGUUAUCAUUUUUUCAAAUUUCAGAGGAAGCGUAAGGGACAUUAUGGACGCAAUUACAAACAUUGGACCAUCCAUAAAAGCAACUGAAUUCGUAGGGCAAAACUCAGGAAAAACAUUAAAGGGCCAGUCACAAAAAGUUCAACAGGCUGUUCUUGAGAAAUUUCGAGCUGGUGGGUAUAAUGUCAUUGUUGCAACAUCAAUUGGAGAAGAAGGCCUAGAUAUAAUGGAAGUUGAUCUAGUUAUUUGUUUUGAUUCUAAUCUCUCUCCAUUGAGAAUGACUCAGCGGAUGGGGCGGACAGGGAGAAAACAUGAAGGACGAGUUGUGGUUUUAGCUUGUGAAGGGCCAGAACUCAAAGGAUUUCUGCGAAAACAAGCAACAAACAAGGUGUUAGGAAAACUUAUGGCGAAUGGGGGAACAAAUACAUUUAGGUUUCAUCCCAGCCCUAGGAUGAUUCCACAUGCUCUCAGACCAGAAGUUCAACAUGUUAAGCUUUUGAUCGAAGCAUUUGUUCCUCGUGGAAAGAAGUCAAAAGAUGCCCUCCAUGUUCAGAGUCCUGUACUGCAAAAUGAACUCAGUGACAAAGAAAUCAAUUUGCUCGCAAAAUAUUUCAACAGCAAUGGAGAGAGUUUGUGGAGGCCGUCAUUAAUUGCAUUCCGUCAUUUCCAGGCAUUUCCGUCUAGGGUGCAUAGCGUAUCACAUUCACUUAGAACGGAGAUGCUAAUAGAUGCAAUGCAGCAUUUGGAAGGUUUAUCAUGUUCUGGUGGUAUCAAAGCUUCAAGCCAGGCUGAAACAUCUAGAGAUCUGUGUACGAGAGGUGGAACUGCAGAAGCAUAUGAAAAUGGUGAAGCUGCGGAAACAUAUGAAGAUUUUAAAGCUGCACAACUAUAUGAAAAUGGCGAAGCUGCAGAACCAUAUGAAAAUGGUGAAGAUCCAAAGACGUUCAGCUGUUUGCCGAUAGAGGAUUGUGGGAGAGAAUUAUUAGAAAAUGAUAAGUCUCCUGUUCCCGUGAAAACAAUAGCUGAAGCAAUGAGUUCUGUGAAUGAAUUUACAGGGAGGACUUCCCAUGCUCAUCUGUCUCUAUUCGAAUCAGAGCUUGUGAAGGUUGAUAAUCUAGGAAAUGUCCUAGUCUUAUCGGUCCCACAACUUUCAACCAAAGCAGUUUCUGAGUCUAAACUCGUGGACACUGACGUCUUGCCAUCAAAGCUGUCAACAGAAGAUGCUUGUGACCACUUCAUGAGUCCAGUUGAUCUUAUUCUGGAAAAGAACCAAGGAUUCGAAGGAAAACAUGCUGAUCAUGGAGAGAGAAUGAAGGAGCAUGUUCUGGUGGUAUCCAGAUUACGCAAUGAUGUGGAUGAAUGUCAAGGAGAUGGUUCCCAAUCAGAAAGAGUUCCUGAAAGUCCUUUUUCCCAGGUGGAAUCAAAAGAUAUUAGCGUUGGGGAGCAUCCUGAAGCAAUAAUAACAGAUAGUACAGAUGUGUCACUAAAUGAAGAAUUGAGCUAUGACUCCGAAGAUGUGGAGGCACAUAGUCCACGGCUAACCAAUUUUAUCAAGAGUGGUGUUGUUCCAGAAUCUCCCAUGUGCAGUCCAGAGAGAGAUAAGGAUGAAGGAAAUAAGCUGAGUUCUGAAAGCAUAAUGGGGCCCUUGAAACAGGAUAAACAGGCUGUCCAUUGUAGUACUGGUGGGGAAGAAAGUCUUCCUUCACACAUUGUUAAAACUAUAACUCCUUUACAAAAAGAGGUUGGAGCAAGAGCUCCCACGUCUUCCCAUUCAAUCAUUAUUUGUGGUAAUCGAACUCCUUUGGCAAAGCUGUCAAGCCCAACCUGCAGCAAAGACUGGCUUUUGGAAUCUCAACACUUGCCAGAAAGAGUUUGUGAAAAGAACAAACUUAGAAGGCUACGCAAGCUAGGUGAUGUUUUUACAAAAACUUCUCCAGAGUGCGCAAGACAAAAUAAUGUGUCUCCCAAAAAACUGGCUAGCUCUUGUUUUACAGCCAACAGGGUUGUAUCCAGGAGGAAACACAGAGGUAACAUGAAACAAGCAACAGAUGCCAAGGCAUUCAUAGAAGUGGAAGCCGAGGUUUCUUCAGAUGGCUUGGUAUCUGAUGAUGAGGAAGAGGAGUACUGUAACUCAUAUGAUGAUAGUUUCAUUGAUGACCGGUUAAGUCUUACUGCAGUAGACACGCAAGCUGACUCUUGUAGAAUGGACAUGAUGGCAGUUUACAGGCGAUCUUUACUGACUCAAUCACCCGUGGAGCUGUUGCCGAAAGCUUCCAGUUUUCAUAGUCCAGAUAAUGCUGUUCCAAGGAGUGUGACAAAUUUAACUUCAAGCUCAUCGGGAACAAUGAAUCACCGAACACCCCAAACAGGCUUAGAGUCUACAAGUCGAAGUUCAGAAGCCAUGCCAUAUGGAACUGCUGCAUGUUCGCUGGGAGAGAAAGAGAGCAACGUUGGGAGCCGAAAACGAAAAUUUAGCUUUAGUGAAACUAGUCCACUACCUGCGCGGAAUUUGGAGGGUGAUUUCGGGAUGCAUCAUGGAGCAGGAGGCAGAAACUCAGCCCUGCCGCCGGUGCAAGAGCACAGUGAAAAAGAAAAUAUGGAUUUAUUUGAUGAUGAUGAUUUUCUUAACGGUAUUGAUCUUGAUGCGGUUGAACAAGAGGCUGCCAAAAUACUUCAGCUUAAAUCACAAAACUCAGUUCACAAUCAACCCACUUCAAUAUCCAUUCCUCAAAACAUUGGCAUUAGUGAUUUUCCUUCCUUUGAUCUUGGUUUUUAAAUUUUGACUACAAUUAUCUUACCAGUAGAGCAGCAGUUUCUAUACACCCCUCUUGUACAUAACUUAUUCUAUAAGUCAACAUGUAACAUCAAUUGUACAGAAAUGAAAGUUUUGGAUGUGUCUUUUAUCGC